Molecule: messenger RNA, 808 nt
Organism: Mycetomoellerius zeteki
Lineage: Eukaryota; Metazoa; Arthropoda; Insecta; Hymenoptera; Formicidae
Exons: 2
Coding region: 97-495 (132 amino acids)
Source: RefSeq, a predicted model, not a curated record
GAAUUCGCGGCGCAACAACAAAUCGACGAAUUCGUUGCGCACCUCCGAAAUCGCUGAAGAGUUUUUACCUCCUCCCUCUCGAAUUCCAAUAGCGAAAUGGCAGGAAAUAAUGGAAGACGAACACGUCAGCCAUAUCGUCGGAUUAUUCGCGAGGAAAUCGUCCGGUCGGCUGCGGACGCGAUUUGCGAAGAUUAUUUUCGGAAAGCAGUCUACGGUUUUGUUGUCAAUUGUUCCUACGAGGCUUGGAUGCGCGCGUUUCAGUGGGCGCAUUUGGAGUAUGAUAAUCGGGGAAUGUUCGACGGAUGUCCCAUUCCGGAUGAGGCACCGCCACUAGUCGUUAAGCAUCCCCGAUUACGUCGAGGUGUCCCGACGGUGUACGGACGACUCGAGAAAUUGAUCGCGAGUCAAAAAUCGUCGAAUCAGCACAAAGCGAGCUGUGCAAAAAGUGCAUUGCACGGAAAGAACGGACGAUUAAGUAAAAAGAUCCGUAAUUAGAGUAAUUACGCGGUUUGAUUAAAGGAAAGCCUACAACUUUCGAUCGCAAAUGACGUAUGUAUGUAUUCUGUAUGUAUAUAUGUACGAAAUAAUUACUUUUUAAGAUGAGACGAGAUAUACCAAAUUAUUAAAUAUAAAUUCAAAGCAGCAGAGAAAAUUGCUCUUUCGUAUAAUUAACACGAAAUUAUCAUUUGUGCACCAGUUAAUGAGACAAAAGUAAAAAAUAACGGAAAUGAGUAUUCCAAGUUCAAUGCUCUAGAGUUGUGCACAGAUAUACGUAUCAAUAAAAUCAUAAUAGUUGUAUUUAAAAAAA